UUUCGACCCGUUUAAUGAAGCCGAAGUACACGUCGGUUGUCUAUCCACCUCGGCCAUGGGCAUGCUGUUUAGCGGAUGUUGAGUAAACCAGCCAAUGACGUUUUACCGGACCUUCUAUGGAGUUCCCUACCUAGUCCGGCCUUUCAUUAUAAGCUUACAGGCCUCCUGUCCAUAUUUAACCCACGCCAGGCUGCCCUUACGGACAACUUGCUAACUAUGUAUCUUUUACGCUAGCUUUUCAUUCCCUCUGUCGCCUGUUAUUAGAGUUUAAACGGGACCCGGCCUUGCGUCAGCGUACGAUUCCUUCGACUCCUUGUUGUCUUGUUUUUGUAUUGGAAUUAUGAGCUCCAACACUCUGAAGCAAGCUGCGGAAGCCGCACGAACCAAGUCGUCCACCAUGGGCAAGCAAGGCUCGGAGACUGUUGCCGCCGUGGGUAACGACUUCCUCCACACUCCGGUUAUGCGGGCGGCCCUACCUUUUAUUAACGGAGGUAUGUCUGGGAUGGUUGCCACCACCGUCAUCCAGCCCGUGGACAUGAUUAAAGUCAGGUUGCAGCUUGCGGGCGAGGGUAUUGCUACCGGACCUAAACCUACUCCGUUAUCUGUUACGCGAGAUAUCCUUGCGCAAGGCAAGGUUCUCGACUUAUACACCGGUCUAUCGGCAGGUCUUCUUCGUCAAGCUGUGUACACUACAGCAAGACUAGGCUUCUUCGAUACCUUUAUGAAAGGCCUGGCGACGCGUGCUCAGGAGAAGGGUACUAAGAUUAGCUUCGCUGAGAGGGCAAGCGCGGGUCUCGCGGCGGGUGGGAUAGCAGCGUUCAUCGGAAACCCGGCCGACCUCGCCCUCAUCCGAAUGCAAUCAGAUGGUCUCAAGCCUAUUGCAGAGAGAAAAAACUAUAAAUCUGUUAUUGAUGCGUUGACAUCGAUUGUUAAGUCCGAAGGGGUUACCGCGCUCUGGGCGGGCGCAGCGCCAACGGUAGUCCGGGCUAUGUCACUCAACCUGGGUCAAUUGGCUUUUUUCUCAGAGGCCAAAUCCCAACUCAAAACGAAAACUAACUGGUCAGCCCAGUCGCAAACCUUAACAGCUAGCGCAAUCGCCGGUUUCUUCGCCUCAUUCUUCAGUUUGCCUUUCGACUUCGUAAAGACGAGGUUGCAGAAGCAACAGCGCGGUCCCGAUGGUAAGCUUCCGUACAAGAGCAUGACGGAUUGCUUCGUCAAAGUCGCGAAGCAGGAAGGUCUCACGCGAUUUUACCGUGGAUUUGGCACAUACUACGUCCGCAUCGCCCCCCACGCCAUGGUAACCCUAAUCGUCGUGGACUACCUGGGUUGGCUGACGAGAUGAUUUGGCGGGCCGAACCCGGACCGAUCACCUAUUAUGUUCAUGUUCAUCUGU
This is a messenger RNA of Annulohypoxylon maeteangense, 1393 nucleotides long. RefSeq names its product mitochondrial carrier. The record is from RefSeq and is a predicted model, not a curated record. Gene Ontology annotation, biological process: transmembrane transport. Gene Ontology annotation, molecular function: oxoglutarate:malate antiporter activity. The transcript is spliced from 2 exons. Bases 341 to 1342 code for a protein of 333 amino acids. Lineage: Eukaryota; Fungi; Ascomycota; Sordariomycetes; Xylariales; Hypoxylaceae.